AUGGCCAGCAUGCCUGUUAGUUUUAACGAGCUGACCAGCCGACUUUUGCCCUACUUCCACUGGACCAACGUUGUUAUCUGCUUGAUUUUGUCCGGCGCCGAAGCCUUCGCUCAGGGCACGCGAACAGAUGUUGUCAUUGUUAAAAAUGGCAGAAGAAUAUGUGGCACGGGAGGCUGCUUAGCCAAUGCACCUUUGCAUCAGAACAAGAGCUAUUUUGAGUUUAAAAUCCAGUCCACAGGGAUUUGGGGUAUUGGAGUUGCAACCCAGAAAGCAAACUUGAAUCAAAUUCCACUUGGUCGAGAUGUCCAUAGCCUGGUGAUGAGGAAUGAUGGAGCUCUCUACUAUAACAAUGAGGAGAAAAAUAGGCUACCAGCAAACAGCCUUCCUCAGGAGGGCGAUGUGGUGGGCAUUACGUAUGACCAUGUAGAAUUAAAUGUAUAUUUAAAUGGGAAGAACAUGCAUUGUCCAGCUUCAGGAAUCCGAGGGACUGUCUAUCCAGUGGUCUAUGUUGAUGACAGUGCCAUUCUGGAUUGUCAGUUCAGUGAUUUUUAUCAUACGCCUCCACCAGGGUUUGAAAAGAUCCUCUUUGAGCAGCAAAUCUUCUGAAUGUCUUCAUACCGAAAAUUUGCACCCUGCACUGUUACAAAAGCUUUGUCAUCUUAAAUAAGGCUUCACUUUUAGGAAACAUAUCUGUAUUUUUAGUAAGUACUUGUGACUGUUGUCUGCAGAAUUAAUACGUUAACUGCAACACCAGGUAACUCUGUUGCAAAUACGAGAUUUCUGGAAAUGUUUUGUGGCUGAAAAUGAGUGUUUUGGGACAGGGUUUUUCUCUGAUUUGUACUUGAUGCAUAGCGAGACCAAGGGAGAUUAUUGUCAUCAGUAUUACGUUCAGUAUUUUGAGUAAACUGGAGCUCUAUAAAGCAAGUAGUUCUUAUGCACAUGGUAGCUAUGGAGACGGAUAGUUCUCAUUUUUUUUCCAACUUUUUUCACAAAAGUUAUGUACUUUGUUUAAAGGAAGCACUGUGUUUCUAGUCUGCGAUUUGGAGUUGCGGUGUUCCAGUUGCGCACGAUGACUAAUAAUAACAAAGGCAUAACUAGCAGCUAGCUACUUUCUUUGCAAGGUGUAAUUUAAUCCAUUUCUUCAAUCUUAGACCAGCAAAUGUAACUUAUCUAUUUCUCCUAGCUUUUCAUUUGCUUUUAAUAGGAC
This is a messenger RNA of Opisthocomus hoazin, 1207 nucleotides long. NCBI's taxonomy places the organism in Eukaryota, Metazoa, Chordata, Aves, Opisthocomiformes, Opisthocomidae. The record is from RefSeq and is a predicted model, not a curated record.